This is a messenger RNA of Silurus meridionalis, 10713 nucleotides long. RefSeq names its product HIVEP zinc finger 2a (gene hivep2a). Gene Ontology annotation, cellular component: nucleus. Gene Ontology annotation, biological process: regulation of transcription by RNA polymerase II. NCBI's taxonomy places the organism in Eukaryota, Metazoa, Chordata, Actinopteri, Siluriformes, Siluridae. Gene Ontology annotation, molecular function: DNA-binding transcription factor activity, RNA polymerase II-specific; RNA polymerase II cis-regulatory region sequence-specific DNA binding. The record is from RefSeq and is a predicted model, not a curated record. Bases 3175 to 9918 code for a protein of 2247 amino acids. The transcript is spliced from 9 exons.
UUAAAAACUUUGAAUGUAUCUCCAAGUGCAGUCUUCAAAACCAUCAAACGCUUUGAUGAAACAGGAUUUCAUUAGGACCGUUCCAGGAACGAAAGACCAAGAGCUACCUCUGCUGCAGGAGAAAAGUUUAUUAAAAUCACAAUAACGUAUUAUAUAUAUAAAAUAUCAUUAUACUUACAAUACUUUAUAUGAUGAUUAAUAUCUACAAAAUCUUACUCAUGGCUGAAAAAACCUGGAGCUCCUGCUGAAACAAAUAACAUCAUAUGAUGUCAACAAAUGCACAAGGCUGAAUCCUGGUUACAAAUCCACAUCAAAAAUAAAUACAUUUCCUCAGGUCAAACGCUACAAGUUUGUGAACACCCUGCCAUCGCUAUGUCCAUCUUUUUAAACAUCCCAUCCACAGUCUUCAUUCGCCUUCAUAAUAAGCUUCAUUCUUCUGGGAAGAUGGUCCGAUAUAUUUUGUGGAGAUUUCAUUCAGCCUCAAGGACGUGAGGAAGUGAGGAAGCUCUUCCACACACAUCCAAUUCAUGAAAAGCAUCUCUUCAAGGAGCUGGCUUUCUGCACUGGGAAGAAGAAAAAAGAAGAACAUAUGGAACAGUACUUUUGGACAUAAGUUGUAGUGCCGCUAUCCAGCCACAAGAGGUAAUUGCUUCAAGAUGUUGUGGGGGGGAGCAAAAGGGGCAAAAUGGUGAUAAUUAUAGUCCCUAUAUAAACAUUCCUUCAGGACUAUAAAGAUUCAUAGAAUUUGUAGCCUAAAACAAAAAUAAAUACAAACACAUACAUUGUUUACAGACCACCAAGUUUUCGUAUGAACAUUGGACACAUGUCUACAUGUCCAUACUUUCCCUCUGUCCUCUUGAGCCCAUGAAGCCAUCCUUUAUGAGGAGGUACAGAAGAUAAAACACAAUCUUUUUUUCCCCGGGUGAGGUUUUAAAGUCAUGGCCCAUUAGCAACCUGCUUUAUAAUCCCAGUCAGGAUUGACCUUUUGUCAGGAGAAACCUGUUCUUAUGUAAUUUCCUGGCAGCAGAGCGAAGUGAGAGAAGACGGGAUUCCAGAGCAUGACGUGGCUACGCCGGGUGUAUCGUUUAGCAAAGAACAAGCCCAAGGGCUCUACAAUGGUGUUGUAAUUGAAGGCAGAAUGAGAAAAAAAGACAAAACUGGGUGUGGGAAUAAAAACCCUGGUGUUUAUACCGCUGAGUAAUCUAUCAUAGGUUCUGCUGCCGAGAAGAUUUCUAAUAUAUGUGCAUCGAGCUGGACAGGAACUCAGAAUUGGGGGAUUCUGUGUCUAUGAAAAUUCUGUCCUUUCUGAAAAAAACCCUGAGAAAACUGAAAAGAGAUGGAGAAAAUGGAGAGAAAGAAAACCAAAAUCCAAGAGAAACACUGAGUAAACUGAAAAGAGAUGGAGAAAAUGGAGAGAGAGAAACCCAAAAUCCCUGAGAAACCCUGAGAAAACUGAAAAAAAAUGGAAAAAAUGGAGAAAAAGAAAACCAGAGUCGCGGAGAAACCCGGAGAAAACUGAAAAGAGAUGGAGAAAAUAAAAUGGAUAGAAAGAAAACCAGUGUCCCUGAGAAACCCUGAGAAAACUGACAAGAGAUGGAGAAAAUGGAGAGAAAGAAGACCGGAGUCCCUGAGAAACCCUGAGAAAACUGAAAAGAGAUGGAGAAAAUGGAGAGAAAGAAAACCAGAGUCCCUGAGAAACCAUGAAAAAACUGAAAAGAGAUGAAGAAAAUGGAGAUAAAGUAAACCAGAGAGAAACCUUAGAGAGCCGAAGAAAGUUAGAGAGCGUUAAAGAAAGAUCUUCCCAGAAGAGUGAAGGUCACAAUAAAGGGCAUAUACCGAUGUGGAAUGGGACGUAUGGUGUCCACAAACUUCUGGCCAUAUAAUCUACUAUUUGAAUGAUGUCAUGGUCAUGUGUUAUUUUUCUUUCUCAUAAAGUUUACAGCAGACUACCACAUGAAGUUACCCAAUCUGCAUCCCUGCCUGAUUUGCACCACAAUUCUUUCUCUCCAUCCUCCCAUCAUCAACAACCUUCUUUGGAAGUUUGAAACAAUGUCCUGCGUGUACAGUAUUUGUACGUCAUAACGCAGUGACGCUUCGUGCGCAUGCGUGCUACAGAUCGGGUAGUACAGUAACAGAAGAAGAACCGUGUGCAAAUCUGGUAGACGCUGCGGAUUGAGUAGACGGGGCAGGUUUCGCCUCUUUUGCACUCUGGGACAGACGCGCGCUGGGGGAUCCGAUGACGUCACGGGCCAAACACACACACACACACGCACACACACACACACACACGCGCGCACCCACAGUCUGACGCACGCGCGCUCAACACCUUAACGCUGUCGCUUUUAUUCUGCGCUUCAUCCCUCCCUCUUUCUUUCUUUCUUUCUCUUUUUUUUUUCUUUCCCGUAGCCUUUUUUUUCUAUUCUGGGAAGCGGUGCUAGGAAUAACCCCGAGUUCCUCCUCUUCGUUCAGGUUUCUUCUCCACGAGCAGGAAGCAGAAGAACACCAAACACCGGACUGUUUACUCUCAACACGUCUUUAUUCCGUGCAUCACCUGUCCGACUUUCCUUUUUUGUUUGUUUGUUUGUUUGUUUUCCAUCCCCGUCCGUCUUAUUCCCACCAUCAUCCUAACCUCCUGUUCCUCAGGAAGGGAGAACACUUCAGCCAGGAGGACUGACAUUUCCUCGGGAUGUUCCUGGACGCUCCAGAAGGAAGGAGAAGGUCUUGAAGAGAAUCACGGGUGUGUUAGGAGCGUGUUUGCCUGGCUUAACUUGCGAGACAACUCCGGGACAAGAAGCCAAAGUGGUCUGUGUCGUCUCAGCACCCUGGCUAAAGGAUCCUUUCAGGCCUUUCUGGUUCCUCCAGGUCACCUGAUCACCCGGGAUCCAAUCACAGCACUUUUCGGAUACCUAAGGAAGACUUGAAGAGAACACCGUGGACUUGGAUGAAACUAAAACAUUUUUAUGAAUAGAACCAUGCCAAAAGAAUAACUGAUGAAAAUAAUUUUGGCUCCUGGUUAUAAAAAUGCAUUUUUGUAAAUCUGGAUCGAUUCUGAAAAUGGAAAUGGAGGACUUUUGGUUUAAGUGGUGUUGUUGUUAGUAAGUCGCCUGGCAUGACAGUAUAUCUAAAUGCGAUUUACUAAAGACUAUCUUGAGAAACACGACUGAAAACGGAAUAAUGGAGCCACAUGGAACAGCUGCUGGACAGAAAUGCAGCAAGGCACCGCGCGAGAAAAACUCUUUACAAAGGAAGUGGGUGUCUGAGCCUUGUGCCGGUACAAAAGGAAGCACUUGCGCGGAAAGUUUACAAAGUGGUAUCAGCGGGACUGUUAUUGGGGCUUCUGGAAAGAUGCUUUUAAGUGCAGAGUCUCAGUCACCUGCAGAAAGUCAAUUUUUUCACAGGUCAUUUCCUUAUCAGUUGCAACAUCCAUACCCACAGCAACCCUUGAAGUCUUUCCUUACUGGGUCUAAGUCACAACCUGGUUUGGAGCCCCAUGCUUGGCCUUUCCCAGGCAAAUUGCAGUCUCUGCCGCAAGACGAUAUGUUUUCCGUGCACUCGCGUUCCCAUGGCGCUUUUCCCCGACAGAAAUCACCGAGUUUACCUAGCGCUUUUUGCCAGUAUUCACAAUCAAGCUCCGAGCAAAAAGAUGAAGGCCAUAAGAAGGAACAGAAGCCCAAGAAGCCUGGCAAGUACAUAUGCCAGUACUGUGGACGCGCAUGUGCUAAGCCCAGUGUGCUUAAAAAGCACAUACGGUCGCAUACGGGGGAACGGCCCUAUCCAUGUGAACCCUGUGGCUUUUCAUUCAAAACCAAGAGCAAUUUAUAUAAGCACAGAAAAUCUCACGCCCAUGCUAUUAAAGCGGGACUUGUCCCCUUUUCGGAGCUAGCGACUCGCACAGAUAUUGAUCAGGCAUCUUCAGUUGGUGAGACAGAGGUACAGUCGGAUGGAGAUCAAAGCACUGACACUGAUGAAGAAACUGCAGAAGGGGCCAUGUACCCAGAAAAAAGUAGCUCCAUACCACAGAUAUCAUUUGACUCAGACAAAAGCACUUUAGAUAAAGGAGGUGAACCAGCAUAUGCAGACUCGGCAGAAGAGAUGGCCAUGGCCUCUAUGAAAGUGCCUAUCUUAAUUGUUCCUAAACAGGGGCUUUCGUCAACGACCAUAGAGUGUACCCCAUUCACAGAAAUGAGGGGAUCCAGUAUAAGAGGUAUGGUCCCAGGAGACGAGUCACAUACUGUCAAACAGAGACUUGCAUUAAGACUCACCGAUAAAAAAGGCCAGGACUCUGAGCAGUCUUUGAAUCUGUUAAGUCCACACAGUAAAGGUAGCACAGAUUCUGGCUAUUUCUCUCGCUCGGAGAGUGCCGAACAGCAGAUUAGUCCACCUAACACCAACGCAAAGACAUACGAAGAGAUUAUGUUUGGAAGAUCUUGGUACUACAGGCCCAUCUCCAGAUCUAGGCAUCCGAUUACAAUCGGAAUGACUGCUAAUCCUGACCCACAAAACGUGUCUGCCAUGAUCGAAAUGGACAUGGGAAAGAUAUCAGAGGAUCACAUAUUUUUCAGAGGAAAUUUUGCUGACUCGCAAAUGGUCGCAGCAUGCGACCCAAAGCAGUAUCCUCAAGGUUCUUUCCUGGAAGCUCCUUCUGAGACCGGCCCCCUUUUAAGGAGCAACUCCAUGCCGACACCAUCCCCAACCAAUCUUAAUGUUCCUUCGGCACUGAGAGGGAGUCACUCCUUUGAUGAAAUGAUGUCCCCAGAUGAUGUAUUUUAUCCAGGGGCAGGUGGUCUAAGGAGACUCAGGAGACAGGCUGCAUUUGAGCAUGGGGAGUCUGAAAACUAUGGCAAGAUGGGAGGUCCAUACUCAACACUGAAAAUAGGGGAGAGGGAACAUUUUAUGUCUGAGUUCAAAGGCUCUGGAUCAGAACUCGCAUGUCCUGAAAUGCGUGCAUUAUAUGGCGGCUGCGCUGCAAAGAUGCCAGAGAUGGCCACAAGAAAACGACGUAAAGAAAAGAGUGUUGGUGAUGAGGAGGAUUGCCCCGGGCAGUAUGACAACAUGAAAAACAUCUCUCCUGAAGCAUCUGGGGACUAUGAUCUUAAACAAGGAAGUCAGGAAACAUCAAUGGCUCCCCACACAGGUCGAGGGUCUAUGUAUAGCAGUUACAAUUCUUCAGAAAGUUUUGAUAAAGUUAUGUGUCCAGAUGAUGUUGUCCUGGUACAAGAAACGGACCGAAAGGCUGCAGUUAAUGUAAUAUCUGUUAUUCAACAUACCAACUUGCUUAGCAGGCCAAACUCAUUUGAAAAGUCUGAUUCAAUUGAGCAUCAAGCUUAUCAGCCCGAGAGGCCUGUUGGCCAACUCUCUGAGCAGUCUGACGCUGAGAAUGUUGACGACGUACAGAGUCCUGACUCUAUUCUAAGGUCUGAGAGCAUGGAGCAUCAUCAGCAAAGUGACGGUGAAUUAGCAUCCAUUUCACCUAGUCAGCAAUACCAUAUGCCCCACAAACUUGUACGCCAACCGAACAUUCAGGUGCCUGAAAUUCGAGUCACUGAAGAGCCAGAUAAACCAGAAAAAGAACCAGAAUUGCCAGCUAAAGAACCAGAGAAGCAUGUAGAGGAAUUCCAGUGGCCACAGAGGAGUGAGACUCUGUCCCAACUCCCAGCAGAGAAAUUGCCCCCGAAGAAAAAACGUCUGCGUCUUGCAGACCUAGAGCAUUCAUCAGGGGAGUCAAGCUUCGAGUCUACGUGUACCAGUCUGUCAAGGAGCCCAAGUCAAGAGAGCAACCUGUCCCAUAGCUCAAGCUUCUCAAUGUCAUUUGAUCGAGAGGAAAGCAUGAAAUCGGUCUCGCCAACUAAGCAAGAUGAGUUUAGUAAGCAAUCUGAAUUUUUAACAGUACCAGGGAGUGGUCAUUCUCUGUCAAUUCCAGGCCAUCACAAGGAAAUGCGUCGCUCCUCAUCAGAACAGUCCCCUUGUGGUUUGCCAACUGAGGUGCCAGAGACUCGUAGCAAGUCAUUUGACUAUGGAAGCCUGUCACCGAAUUCAAGACAAGGCGAAGUAUAUGCCAGUGCAUCAUCCAUGAAGGAACGCAGACGUGGAUAUCUGGUUAGACAGGCAUCUCUGAGUGUCUAUCCUGAAGUUGUACCUCAAGAGCAAUGCUCAGAGUUAAACAUCAAACAAGAGCUUUCUGAUCCCCAUACUUUACCUUCUUCUUGGCAAGGCCCUGCAAAUCUAACGUCUUUGCCCCACCUUGCAGCUGGAAGUGAUUUAUCAAGACAAAAAAGAGGAUCGUAUCACUUGCUACAGCAGAGCAUCAGUGAAGACAGCCAAUCAGAUGACUUGCAAAAGUCACCACGCUUGCCAGGGCAACUGUCCACAGACAGCGAGGCUUCAGUGCAUGAGCACAUGAGCCAGGAUGUAACUCAACACUCCUCACUUCCGAGUAGCUUGGUAUCAUCGGCGUUUUUUCAGAACAUUGUCUGGUACACUGACUCAACACGACCAAGGCAGCACCAGGGUAUCAAUCAGCCGCAGAAAUUACAUAUCCGACCACCUAAUCUACAGUCUAAUCUCCAGAAAUCCCACCAACCCCUUCAUCAAAUACAGGUGCCUAAAGAAUCAAAUAUUGAGGGGUCGGGUCAAACCUAUCCCUAUGUCUCGAGAGCUUCUUCACAAAUGCCAAAAGUGCUCACUACAAACUCUGUUUUCUUACAGCAAAUUCAACCUGCCUUUGCCACUCAAAAUGUUGGUUCACAGUCCUCAUUUUCUGGAACGCUAGUCCCUGUUAGAAUCCAAACCAACAUGCCAUUGUACGGUAGUGUUAUGUACACAAGUGUUUCACAAGAUCUUGCUACUCAUGCUCAGGGUACCACUCCUCUCCAAUUAAUAGGUUCAGAAAAAGGCAUAUCUUCAAAACACCCAAUCGGGUUAAGUCUAUCAAAAAUAUUAGGUCAUCCUGAAGGAUCGUUGCAAUAUCCACUUUGGAAAGUUCCUGAACCAUUACCUGGAAGACUUAAUACUGGUAUACCUUUGUCUUUGACAUCAGGAACUAUUUCAACUACAGAUGCAUCAUCUAGUAUCGGAGGAAGUAAGCGAAUGCUGUCCCCGGCCAGCAGUCUUGAACUUUUCAUUGGAACGAAGCAACAGAAACGAAUUAAGGAAGAAAAGAUGUAUGGUCAAAUAGUGAAAGAGCUAAGUGCAGUCGAGCUUAGUAAUUCAGGUGCCCCAAAUGACUGCGACACCUCAUCACAACCUGAUGUUUUAAAGAGAGGCGACUCAGCAGAUGAUCUGGAGAGGAUGUCCUCAUCUCCACCAGCAAAUUACCCAUCGUCCUCGGUGUCUGAAGUGCCACACAAGGAAAGCUUUACUCCACCUCUACAGAUUGUGAUGAACACUUCAAAAAGAGCAGAGUCCCCAGAGGAGCUUGAUGUAGACAAAUCCAGUCCAGACGCCACCUCAGGCAAUGAGUUUAUGGUCUCUUCGAGCGACACUCAAGAUGAACUGAAGCAGACCAAGAUCCCGAUAAACAUGUUGGUGCAACUUGCCAGUCAGGGUAGUGCUGUAUGUGGGAGCACUCUCCUGCUGACUGACUUAGCAGAUGUUGAUCAGUUCUUCCAGUUCCCAAGUCUACGUACGCCAACAAGUGUUAGCUGGUGCUACCUGAAUUACACCAAGCCAAACUACUCUCAGACAACUCCCUUAACCUCUGUUUAUGGCUCUUGGUGCGUCAGCUCCUAUAACCCAAACCCACUCAGCCUCAGCACCAAGGCAACCCUGGCAUUACUCUGCUCCAAACAGAGGAGGAACACAGAAACUUAUACAAUGGCUGCAAUGUAUCAGCCAGGGACUGGAAAACUUGUCUCAUCCCUGUUGUGGAAACAGAAGUUUGAGCAGAUGAAGCCAGAUCUAAUGAAGCUGGAUAUUAGCAAGCUGGGAAAGAAAAUUAAAGGUGUAAUCUCAAGGGACAGAGUGAAAGAGGACCAUGGAGAGAAGGAGGCUUCGUUAAAACAGGCUGAACCCACACGCAUUAAAAUCUUCGAAGGAGGGUUCAAAUCCAACGAGGACUAUGUUUAUGUGCGGGGCCGAGGUCGAGGAAAAUACAUCUGUGAGGAGUGUGGUAUCCGGUGUAAAAAGCCCAGCAUGCUGAAGAAACACAUUCGAACUCACACUGACGUCCGGCCAUACGUCUGCAAGUUCUGCAACUUUGCCUUUAAAACGAAAGGAAACCUAACAAAGCACAUGAAGUCGAAAGCCCACAUGAAGAAAUGCUUGGAACUCGGGGUGUCUGUGACAUGCAUAGAAGAUGUGGAGGGAGUUGAUCCUGCUGAGGAGGUCCAAAGAGAUACUGGAAAGAUGGGCAUGUUAGAAAUCAUGGCGGAGCACCAAUUUUCGGAUGCUGAUGACUCAGAUGGCGUCGAGGAAGAUGGCGAUGAGGUGGAUGAGGACGAAGAUGAAGAUGAUGACUAUGAUGGUGAUUCAACACCAAAGACACUCUCUCGAAGCACAAGCCCACAACCCUAUGUCAUCCCUUCACAUUCUGUCACUGCUGUCGCUGCAUCGCAUGAUGUUGGCCCUGAUCCAUUAGGCUCAGCCCCUAAGCAGCCACUGUUUGGAUAUUAUUCUAGUUUGCCCAGUAUUCAAAUCACUCAACUUAUGGUGCCUAGUGAGAAGGCAAGAGAGAGCCAAAUGGCAGAAUACCAGAAACUGCUGCAGGGAGCUUUAGGUGAAGAACCUAAAAACAGAUUAGAGAUGCCUAGCUCCAUGGAGGAAGAUCCUGGCUUGUCUCCAGAGCACAGUUCAUCUUCGUUUGAAUUCUCUCCUUCUCAUCUGUCCUCACCCAGCUGUGACUCCUCACCUCUUAGAGAGCCCUCACCCAAAUGUAGGUACUUGUCCCCAAAACGGGACCUCUCCCCACGGGGUCGUUUGUCACCAAGAAGGGAAGCAUCCCCCCUUAGACCCCUGUCUCCUAGGAGAGAUAUCUAUAGAAAGGAUUUAUCUCCGAGGAGAGACAUGUCUCCCAGGGACCUUCUUUCACCUAUCUCCCACACCGGGUGUCAAGCGUCUCCCACAAGAGAUCUCUCUGGGAGACGUGAGCUGUCUCCAAGAGGCCGCUACAAGGGUGUGCUCAGACCAUUGUCGCCGAGAAGGGCAACUCAUGCACACAGUGGACCUUGGACAAUUAACCAGCAUCCACACAGAGAGGUGGCUUCAGGUGCUCAGAAGAAUAGGAGCCACUCAGAAAUGAAUAUGAGGAAGAUGUGCUAUUCCCAAGGAGAUAAACACAGCACAGACGCUCCCUCAACACACCAAGGUCUAUUUAGCCAUCUCCCCCUCCACUCUCAGCAACAGGUUCGCACCUUAUUCCCUAUGAUUCCAAUUGGUGGAAUCCAAAUUGUGCCGGGCCUUGCCCACCCGGCUCGCCUUCCUCUCAAGACGAGUGCACCGGAGGAGUCCGGCGAGGCGCCUUUGCACUUCUCCGAGGGUUCUGAGUCGAAUACUGAAGGAGCAGAGGAUUCACCUCAACCGCAAGACAUGACACUGUUCCUGAAAGCUCAGAGGUCAGCCCCAUCUAGGCCCAGAGAUGACCUGAAAUGCCCGAGCGACAAGGAGAUCAAGCAAGAAGAAGGCAUCAUGACGUGCACUAAAGCCAUCGCUUCUUUGUGCAUCGCCUCAGAGGAACCCUCAGCAAAGGUGGCUGGUUCCAUCGAGCAGAUCCAACAGCACACGUUGUCGCAUUCUUUGAGUGUACAGCAAGGGAUUCAGAGGUUAUGUAGCCCAGAUUUCAGGCCCUCUAACACAGAAACUGGGGCAUCGAAAGCUCCUGAAGGAGGAACCUGUCCCUCUUUUUACAUUACCGAGGCUACAGAGAGGGCACCUGGCCAACAGGGAAAAGAGUUCAAGAAUCCGUCCAGCGCAACAAACGACUGACAACAGCUGAAUCAAAAUGGUGGAUCGUACAUUACACUCAUCCUGUAUGUUUACACAUACACCGUCGCACUCAAAUACUAGUGUGUACAUGUACAGCGUAGCAUGCCUUUUAUAACCCGGGUUGCCGUUUUAACUAUGGUUACUUUUCUUAUUUAAAAGAAAUGUCGGAGAAUAACCUUUAUGUUAACUUAUACAUGUAUAUGAGCCUGACCAAAAUUGCUUAUGAAAUCUUGUCUGGUACUCUAAAAAAAAAAAAAUGUACAGAUCUUUGUGCCUUUGGGUUUUUGUUUGUUUGUUUGUUUGUUUUUCAAUUAUGCUAUAUUCUUAUGAGCAUAUAAAACAUGAAGACGUGUAAAUACGGCAGACUUUUGUGUAUCAGCUUUGUAUUAAAUGCAGAAUGCUGUCUCUUUUUUUGUUUCUUUUUUUGGACAAUCUAAAAAUCCCUCAAACCCUCCCCCACCCCCACCCGAAAAAGCCCUUGUGUCUAAAUGAUGUGAAGUAUCAAUAUAUGUACGGUUGCACUAAAAAAAACAAAAAACAUAUUUUUAUAUGGGUCAAAUGAAAUGGCUUUUUUUGUGUGUGUACAGCAUCAAUUCUAUAAUAUUUAUUGUAUCUUGUUUCAUAAAUUGUACAAAAAAAAGAAAAAAAGGAAAAAAAAACUUUCUUAAUGUCGUGGAUGCCUUUUUGCGAAGCAUGGAUUUUACUAUGGAAUAAUAAUAAGAUGAAUAAUAAGAACAAAAUAUGUAUACUAUUAAAAAAAAAUUGCUUUCUAUUAGAAAUAUUCAUAUCCUUCAA